Molecule: messenger RNA, 2496 nt
Organism: Diachasma alloeum
Lineage: Eukaryota; Metazoa; Arthropoda; Insecta; Hymenoptera; Braconidae
Exons: 3
Coding region: 1-2496 (831 amino acids)
Source: RefSeq, a predicted model, not a curated record
AUGCCGUAUACGCCGGACGCAUCACUCUUGGCCGAUGACGACACUUUCGAGGAAACGAUGGAAACACUUGAGGUGAGAGUAAGCUUAAUGAACAAUGAACUCUCGGCUUUCAAGGCAUUAGCAGUAGAUCAACGAACUCUAGUCGCUGCCAAGCUGGCCUUGGAGCAACACGAUGUGUUCUGUCAAGAAAUCAAACUGCUUGACAGACGAGUACGUCGGCUAGCAGGUCCAGAUAACAAGAGUCACAGGUACUUUGUCACUAAAGGAUUGGAAAGUGCUCAUAAUCAGUAUUUUAUUGGUAAGAGAUACUUCACUGAAUUGAUACACGCAUUGAACUCAAAUCCUCCACCAGCAGCAGCCGCUCCACAACCAAGCUCCAGCCUCCCAUUCAAGUUUGAAAAAAUCAAAUUGCCCAGGUUUAAUGGAGAGAGCUCCAAAUGGAUCAACUAUAGAAACCUCUGGCUUUCAACCAUUCAGAAUGACUUGAAUAGUUCCGAGGUUCAGAAAUUUCACCUCCUGCGCGCUUCACUCGAUGGUGAGGCCUUCGCCCUAAUCGAGAACAUUAAGGGCCUCUUCAGCAUCAAGAAGAUAAAGAAUGAAUUAAGCGACGAAGUACGAUGCCUGUAUGAUGAGACCACUCGUGCUUGUGAACAACUAGCCAACAUUGGCAGGAAGGUCGACCAAUGGAACGACUUGCUGGUCUAUCUCACAGUUAAUAAACUGGAUGUCGAGACGUGCAAAUACUUUGAGUUACAUGCCAACUCAACCAAAGUAUUCCCCACACUGGAUCAAAUCAAAAAAUUCCUAGACGAUCGUGCUCUCAGGCUGUCCCGAAUGCCUGUCACCCCAUCGAACCUCAAGACUCAUCAAAAAUACACAGCCAAAGCGCUCCACUCCUCAACAGAACCCAAGGUCGUAUGCCCUGCUUGUGACUACGAGCGGAAGGAGUGCGAGAAUACGGGUCGCUGUCGUUAUUGCAAGAGAAAGCAUCACUCGCUGCUCUGUAACUCUCGACGUCAGCCAGCCAAGGACAAGAAUCACAGUAGUGCUGCUCACGCAACAGUUGACAGUAGUGAUAGUGAGUCAGUCACAUCGAGUUCGAGCUCAGAUGAGGAAAUCGCACUACAAGACGAAACCCUGGCUAACGACACAGUGGCAUGUCAAGUUAGCCCACUCAAUGCAGCACCUGAGAAUUCCAUUCUACUCGCCACUGCUAUUGUACGACUCCGAUCCAAGGAUGGACGAACAGUUUCGGUAAGAGCACUGCUUCAUCAAGGCUCACAGCUAACAUUCGUUAGCAAGUCCAUCGCCCAAGCGCGUCGUGCUCCCCGUACUAGCGUAGAUAUAACGAUUGCUGGAGUCAACGGAACCAGGGCAGCUUCUUGUCGCUCUGCCAUUACUUGUGAGCUGCUUCCUGGUGAUGGUAAAACCCCCAUUCUCUCCAUCACUGCCCACGUACUCCCAAAACUGACGUCUUUCAUUUCACUACACGCUACCACCGGAGCACAAUGGAACCACCUCAAGGGACUCAAGCUCGCUGACCCAAUUAACUCCAACAAGCAAAGAAUCGAGCUGAUAAUUGGCGCGAGUCUAUACCCAGAAGUCAUCCUGGAAGGCACUCGGAAGGGCCCAGCCAACACUCCUUUAGCGCAGGAAGCACUGCACUGUACCAUUAGGGAACCAGUCGACACACUGAUUCGUCAAUUCUGGGAAUUAGAGAUCUCGACAACCAUAGGGCUAAAUAAGGAUGAGCAAAAGUGCGAAAAUCACUUCAAGGAAACUCACUCACGUAGACCAGACGGAAGGUAUUCAGUACACCUGCCUUUGAAGGGAACCCUCCCUUUGAACAUUGGAGAGUCUUACAGAAUAGCUUUCAAGUGCUUGGAACGCCAGAGAACCCGUCUUCGCUCCACUCCUCACCAUCAAAUCGAGUACGAUAAGUUCCUUCAAGAAUAUCUCGAUCUCGGCCACAUGGAACCAUCACCCGAGUUCGACUCAGAGAACUUGAAACCCGUGUACUUGCCCCAUCAUGCAGUAUUGAGAAAGGAUAGCACCACGUCGCCCCUUCGAGUAGUCUUCAACGCAUCCAGUAAGACUACAAAUCAUACUACAUUGAACGAUCAUCUGCUCAUCGGUCCACAACUGCUCCCAGACUUAUUCGAUGUCAUCUUACGAUGGAGGAUGCACCCAGUGGCCUUGCGGGCAGACGUCGAAAAAAUGUUUCGUCAAAUACUGGUAGACCCUGAAGAGAGGCAUCUCCAACGAAUUCUCUGGCGAGAACCUACUUCCCAUGUGGUCAAAUCAUUCGACUUGAAAACAGUGACGUAUGGAACAGCCCCAGUACCGUACGUAGUGAAUCGAGUGCUGAAACAACUUGCACCUGACGAACGUCACUCAUAUCCCAGAGCUGCGACCAUCCUCCAGCGAGAUUUUUAUGUUGAUAACGCCUUAUUCGGAGCAAACUCAGUCGAGGAAGCUCAACAGCUCACUUUAUAA